AGCAAUUUUCUUGCUUACUCACUCAGGAGAGUUGCAGAAAUGGAUACGAAAAAUCCUAACACCACAAUUCCAAGUGCAGAAGAUGAGAAGACACAAAUCAAUUUUCGUUCCUCUAUCAGGCUAAAAUACGUGAAGCUCGGAUAUCAUUAUCUAAUUUCUAAUGCUCUGUACCUGUUAAUCAUCCCCCUUCUCUUAGCAGCUGCAGCCAAUCUUUCAAAGAGUCACGUUCAGGAUAUACUGCACAUGUGCAAUUAUCAUCUCAGAUACAAUGUUCUGACAGUAAUCAUAUGCACAAGUCUAAUGGCAGUCUUAGCCACCGUUUACUUCAUGAGUCGUCCUAGAAAGGUUUACCUGGUAGAUUUCUCUUGUUACAAGCCUGACCCCUCUCUCUUGUGCACCAGAGGGAUGGUUGUGGAAAAGGUUUCCGCCAUCAUAAGCAAAGAAGGUGCAGACUUCACGAGGAAAGUACUGGAGAGGUGCGGGUUGGGGGACAGGACUUACGCGCUCGGCCUCAAAGAUUUCCCACCAGAACGCCCCUUUCAAUGCGCCAGAGAGGAAGCCGAAAUGAUUAUAUGUGGAGCUAUCGAUGACCUGUUUGCAAAAACCCGAGUGAAGCCAAGGGACAUUGGCAUUCUUGUAGUCAACAUCUCUGCUUUCAACCCAACACCAUCUCUUUCUUCCAUGAUCGUCAACAGGUACAAGCUCAGGGGGGACGUGGUAAGCUGCAAUUUAGGUGGCAUGGGCUGCAGUGCCGGACUGAUAGCUAUAGACCUUGCAAAACGACUUUUACAGGUGCAACCUAACACCUACGCCCUGGUCAUGAGUUUGGAAUCUAUGACCAGCAACUAUUAUGCUGGCAAAGACCGAUCAAAGCUGCUCACAAAUUGCCUGUUUCGGAUGGGAGGGGCCGCCAUCCUCUUAUCAAAUCGAUUUUCUGAUCGCCGACGUUCAAAAUAUGAACUCACACACACUUUACGUACCCACAAAGGUGCAGAUGACAGAGCUUACAGAUGUGCAUUCCAAGAAGAGGACGAAGAGGGGAAUCUGGGGAUCUCGUUGUCGAGAGACUUAAUACCUGUCGCUGGAGAGGCGUUACAAGCAAAUAUCACCACACUCGGACCUCUGGUGCUUCCCAUGUCAGAGCAGCUCCUAUUCUUAGCCACAUUGGUAGCGCGGAAAGUAUUCAAGAUGAAAGUCAAGCCUUAUGUUCCAGAUUUCAAGCUUGCAUUUGAGCACUUCUGUAUUCACACUGGUGGAAGAGGAGUAUUGGAUGAGCUAGAGAAGCACCUUCGGCUCACUCAGUCGCACAUGGAGCCUUCAAGAAUGACUCUCUACAGAUUUGGCAACACUUCCAGCAGUUCAGUAUGGUAUUCACUGGCCUAUGCCGAGGCCAAAGGGCAGAUCAGAAAAGGCAACCGCGUCUGGCAAAUAGCAUUUGGGUCUGGAUUCAAGUGUAACAGCGGUGUCUGGCGUGCACUAAAGACAAUCGACCCAGCAAAGGAGCAAAAUCCAUGGACAGACGAGAUCAACCUGUUUCCCGUUCCUGUUCCAAUGAUGAGUCCCCUUCGCCCUUGACCACUGUCAUUCACUCCCAGAGUAAGGCUGAUGAAAGAAUGGCAUUCCUCUCGAUCUAGCUGCAGGUUUACUAUUAAAGUAGGAAAAAUAGACAGGAAAAUGGUCGCCUUCUCCUCAAAUAAGACCAUAUUUGUCAUGUUUCAUUACAUUACAAGGUGACACAAUAUCAACUCAAUUGCAUUCA
Sesamum indicum (sesame) is the source of this 1759-nucleotide messenger RNA. Its product is annotated as 3-ketoacyl-CoA synthase 11. Gene Ontology annotation, molecular function: acyltransferase activity, transferring groups other than amino-acyl groups. The record is from RefSeq and is a predicted model, not a curated record. Gene Ontology annotation, biological process: fatty acid biosynthetic process. Lineage: Eukaryota; Viridiplantae; Streptophyta; Magnoliopsida; Lamiales; Pedaliaceae. Gene Ontology annotation, cellular component: membrane.